GUGCAACUCAUCCGGAUUCAACUGAGAGUACCAGAAUAUGGUUGGACCACACAGAAGGUUUUCCAUUUGAUGAAUUUUGUUGUUAAUGGAUUGCGUGCUGUUCUCUUUGGACUGUACAGAAAUUUAUUUAUCCUCAACCCAAAAGUUCUUGAAAUAGUUAUUUUGGAUCUUCCUGGACUUCUAUUUUUCUCAACAUACACAUUACUUGUGUUAUUCUGGGCAGAGAUAUAUCACCAGGCAAGAAGCCUUCCUUUUAAUAAGCUUCGGCCAACAUAUUUGAUUAUCAAUGGAGCUGUGUACUUUGUACAGGUAUGCAUCUGGAUAUCUAUAAGAUUAAGUGGAAAUUUUGUCGCAGUGGAAGUUGCCAAAUUCUACUUCUCAGUAAUUUCAUUGGUUGCUGCUCUUGGAUUCUUGGUAUAUGGCGGAAGGUUGUUCUUCCUAUUGAGACGCUUCCCAAUUGAAUCAAGGGGACGCCAGAAAAAGCUAAAUGAGGUUGGGUAUGUCACUGGGAUAUGCUGCACGGGGUUCUUGAUAAGGUGCUUUGUGGUUACUGUAUCUGCAAUCAACAAUGGUGCUGACCUUGAUGUUCUAAACCAUCCUAUUCUGAGUUUUAUUUAUUAUAUGGUAGCAGAGAUUAUUCCAUCAUCCCUGGUUCUCUUCAUUCUUCGGAAGCUGCCCCCUAAGCGUGUCUCUAAUCAUUACCAUCCUAUCAAGUGAAGAGGUAUACAUAUUUGCAGCUGGUUAGACAGGUUGAUGUCUUGGAAUUUUUAUUAGCUUCUUCAGCUGUUCUUUAGUAUGUGGUUACUGGACUUUCUAUUGAAUUCUCCCGGGUUUCUUAUUUUCUUUUGCCCCUGUACUCAUACAAUCAAAUUGUGUAUAUAUUUACUUUCAAUUCCGAUGGAUUUUUUUCCCAAUCUAAAGGAAGCAGAGCGUCGUGGCAUUUUAAUACUA
Molecule: messenger RNA, 951 nt
Organism: Macadamia integrifolia
Lineage: Eukaryota; Viridiplantae; Streptophyta; Magnoliopsida; Proteales; Proteaceae
Product: tobamovirus multiplication protein 1-like
Exons: 10
Source: RefSeq, a predicted model, not a curated record